AUGCCAGAUACAAGUGUUGUCGUAAUUCACGGCAUUAUUUUCAUUGAAUCCCUCGUUAUUUUCUUGGGUAAUACUUUCACCGUAUUUGUGUUUUGGAAAAACCGAAACAAAUUGAAGAGGACCUCAUUUCUUCUCAUAAACUUAGCUGUGGCAGAUCUUCUUGUUGGACUCAGUCAAAUGAUAACAACUGGAGGGUUUUACAUUCCACAUUAUAUCCUGACUAACAGUACUCUUGGUGACGAUGUAUUGAAGAAAUGGAUUUUAGCUGUGCCUUCCUUAUGUGUGCCAUAUGCAUCACUUUUCUUUCUCGUACUCAUCUCACUGGAGCGUGCAUAUGCUCUGAUUUGGCCGCUACGACAUCGAGUAGCAAGUUUCAGAGGCUAUAUUUACAGCGCUAUCUUUGUGUGGGCUGCCGCAACAACUCUUGGGGCACUGACUUUGCUAAUUGUGAAAUUUAAGUUCCUAAAUCUCGCUCAUUGGGUGGCCGCAUUAGCGUGCAUCGCGGCUUUAUCCUUGACCGCAGUUUGCGCCUGCUACGUAAAAAUACGAGCUCGACUCAGUUCCAAUGCACGAGCAACAGUUGCUAACACAGACAAUACGCUGGAACAAAACAGGAAACUCUCUAGGACUUUGUUUAUUGUUUUAGGCGCCUCUCUUGUCUGUUGGGGCUCGAGUAGUAUUGCCUACUUUAUUUUUAAUCUGUGUUCCAGGUGUUAUAGUCGACUUCUUAUUGAAAGUUUUUACAUAUUUCAUUUGGGAAAUUCUUUGGUGAAUCCUAUCAUUUAUAGUUUUAAAUUCCCCAUGUUUCGAAAAGUUUUGAAACGAAUGAGACUAAAAGUGACUUCUAAACAAUAUCGAGUCAGUUGAACAACACAGGCCUGUGAGCGUUUAGUUUUAUUGAUUUAAAGAAAGCGAACUAUAAUUCUAGCUGAUGCUCAUUCGACCUUUUCAUCUCGGUAGUGAAUCAGGAAUGGAAUUGACAAUAAAACACUAGAUUAAGAUUUCCUUUCUAGCCUGUUUGAGAAUAAUCUGACUGCACUGCAGAAAGAUGACUCAGAUCAAAGGUUUCACUUUGAAAUUUAUAAAUUUAUUACUGAGAAGAUAAUGAUAAUGUGUAAGUAAGAGACCACUGUACAUUACUAAUUGUCCUCUAUGUGCAACUUAAACCAGCUGUUUAUGAAUAAUUAAAAUAGAUGUGCAUUAUAUGGAGUUGCAAAUAAACGCGAGGUUGGCUUUCUCAAUAAGCUUGGUGAAAACUUCAAAAAAAUGUUCCUUUAGUUACAAAGCCUUUCGAGAAUCAAAAAACUGCUCAUUUAUCUUUUGAAAAGGUAAUUACGAUUUUGCUCGAUAUGCCAAUCGUAGAAAUAUGUUUUGGAAUUAUUUCUUUCUAGAAGGCCUUAUUGGUGUGGAAAUGUUAUAUAUAUAUAUAUAUAGAAUUUGCGCCUUAGAAGUCAAUAAAUUAUAUUUUUCCAUUAACCCCUUAUGUUUACUUUGCGUUGUAUUAGGGGCACCCAAACUAUACUUUUAAUAAAAAUCUCGUGCACCUUAUUUAUAUAAGAAGGUUGCAUUUUUAAUCAUUAUUUAAAAAUUCUAAAGAAUGUCCUCUUGCUAACUCUGACCUUCGAGAAUCAUUCAAAUAUGCUCAUUCGUUUAAAAGGGUCGAUUUAAUUUUACAUAAGGUGCCAAUUGUGGCAUACAUUUUGUAAAUACAUUUUGUUUUCCCAGAAGGAAAAACUGUUAGCAUUGCUAUGUAAUAAUUCAUUCAUCAACCCGUUACGUUGUAUGCAGUUAACGGAUGGAAAUGCAGGCCAUCUUUUCUAUAAACGAAAAAUCGUUCGCUCAUAAUUAAUUUUGGGAACUCAAGUUUUUAAUUGCCUAUGCCAUAGUGUGAGGUCUGUUUGUUGAAGAUCUUAAUCAAAUUUUUUCUUCUCUGGGUAAAUAUUGGUCAGAGCUUGUAGAAUGAUGUGUUUGUGUUUAUUUUUCCCCUGAAAUUUUUCUCCAACUGCAAUAUAUAUGCCUCGAUCCUGAAUUUUUGCUUUAAGAAUCAUAAAAACUGCUUUUCAUUCUAAUUACAUCGCAUUUUCUCAACCUGCUAAUUUUGGUAAAAAUAUUGUAAUUAUCAGUUCUAUCUUGAAAGGAAAGUUGAUGAUCUUGCUUAGUGAUUUUUUUGUUUGUCAUUCCCUCUCUCGCAUGCUAUUACAAAUAAGUAAUUAAUUCAGUCUUAUCGCCAAAAAAUUAAUCUCUUGUUCUUUAUUAAUUUUGAAAGCUGAAGUUUUCAACUACCUAUUUUUAUAGUGAGAUUCGUUUAAUGAAGAUCUUAUUCACAAUGUUUUUUAGCUGAAUAUUGGUUGGAGUUAAUUGUAGAAUAUAUUUGUUUAUUUUUUCCUUUUUUUAAUCAACUACAUCACACCGUGGGCGUAUUUUUUUUCUUAUAUAAAAGCGUGCUACGCAAGUGACAACGUGCUAAAAAACGCUGGUAAAUUUUCCGAAUACUGAACACUUCAAGUGUGGCUCAGGUAACAUUUGUAAUUCACUGCAUUAUUCUCUUUGAAUCCCUUCUUAUUUUCUCUGGAAACUCUUUCACCACAUUCGCGUUUUGGAAAAACCGUAACAAAAUGAAGCGGACCUCAUUUCUUCUCAUUAACUUACCUGUUGCAGAUCUUCUCGUUGGACUCAGUCAAAUGAUAACAACUGGAGGGUUUUACAUUCCACAUCAUACCCAGACCAACAGUACUCUUAGAGAUGAUGUAUUGAAAUAAUGGAUUUUAGUUGUGCCCUAACUCUGUUCGCCUUAUGUAUCAGUUUUCUUCCUCGUGCUCAUUUCGAUUAAACGUGCAUAUACUCUGAUUUGGCCGCUAUGCCAUCGAGUAGCAAGCUUCAGAGGCUAUAUUACAGCGCCAUCUUUGUGUGGGCUGCAGCAACAACUCUUAGGGCAUUAACUUCUCCAGUUGUGAAAUUUAAAAUCCUAAAUAUCGACAGUUGGAUGGUUGCAUUAUCUUGCGUAGUUGUUUUCUCUCUAAUAGUAACUUGCAACUUUUGUAACACGCGUGAAAUUAAUCGUUAAUUUUAUUCGGCCCCUGCGAUUACAACCACCAAAAGCUAAAAUUACCAGCAGUGUUAUUUUUAUAGGUAAUAGCAUGAUUUCGAGUGCAGUUUGAUGUUAAUAGACAAUAGUAAAAUUUCAAAGAUAAAAAAAUUGCAGAAGCCUAUAUGGAAAGUGCAAUUUGUAGUCUCUGAAAACUUUACAAGUGCUUAUUACGCUAAAUUUCAAGAGAAUUCAUGUUAAUCCUUGUUAAUAAUUUAAUGAAAAAUAAUCUCAGAAAGUCAAGACCAACGAAAUUUUGAAAACGUGCGCGCACUCUUUGUCCCUUGCACUCAUGUUACAUAAGAAUGCACUCGUUCUCAGCCAAUCAGAGGCGCGUAAUUUUUCCUUACGUUACUUACAUAAAAAAUGAAAAUGCACCCAGUCUAUUCUUAACUAAAAGAUGUUGGGUGCCUUGUUAAUAUAAAAAAAUUAAUGAUAUCUUUAAUUAUCUUCUUCAUAGAGUGUAAUCCAUUUGCCGAAGUUCUUAAUCAAACCUUUAUUGACAAAUACAUUACGUAAUGGGUAUAUUCCUUCUUAUGUGAAAGCCUGCCACACAAGUGGUGAGCUGUGGUUGAAAGCUUGCAAAUUCUACGAUUACUUUUUUGUUCAAGUAUGACCGAUAAAAGUGUUGUCGUGAUUUACUGCAUGAUUCUGUUUGAAUCCCUCAUUAUUUUCUUGGCCAAUACUUUUACUGUUUUUGUGUUUUGGAAAAACCGAAACAAAUUGAAGAGGACCUCAUUUCUACUCAUUAACCUGGCUGUGGCAGAUCUUCUUGUUGGACUCAGUCAAAUGAUAACAACUGGAGGGAUUUACAUCCCGCGUUAUACCCAUACUAAAAGUACUCUUAGUGACGAUAUAUUGAAGAAAUGGAUUUUAGCUGUGCCUUACUUAUGUUUGCCAUAUGCAUCACUUUUCUUUCUCGUACUUAUCUCACUAGAGCGUGCAUAUGCUCUGAUUUGGCCGCUACGACAUCGAAUAGCAAGUUUCAGAGGCUAUAUUUACAGCGCUAUCUUUGUGUGGGCUGCCGCAACAACUCUUGGGGCACUGACUUUGCUAAUUGUGAAAUUUAAGUUCCUAAAUCUCGCUCAUUGGAUGGCCGCAAUAGCGUGCAUCGCGGCUUUAUCCUUGACUACAGUUUGCGCCUGCUACGUAACAAUACGAGCUCGACUCAGUUCCAAUGCACGAGCAACAGUUGCUAACAAAGACAAUACGCUGGAACAAAACAGGAAACUCUCCAGGACUUUGUUUAUUGUUAUAGGCGCCUCUCUUGUCUGUUGGGGCUCGAGUAGUGUUGCCUACUUUAUUUUUCAUCAGUGUUUAAGGUGUUAUCGUCGAAUUGUUCUUGAAAGUUUUCACAUAUUUCAUUUGGGCAAUUCUUUGGUGAAUCCUAUAAUUUAUAGUUUUAAAUUUCCCAUGUUUCGAAAAGCUUUGAAACGAAUGAGACUAAGAAUAACUUCUAAACAAUAUCGAGUCAGUUGAACAACACAAGCCUGUGAGCGUUUAGUUUUAUUGAUUUAAAGAGAGCGAACUAUAAUUCUAGCUGAUGCUCAUUCGACCUAUUCAUCUCGGUAGUGAAUCAGGAAUGAAAUUGUCAGUAAAACGUUAGAUUCAGAUUUCCUUUCUUACUUGUUUGCGAAUCAUCUGGCUGCACUGCAGAAAGAUGACUCAGAUCAAAGGUUUCACUUUGAAAUUUAUGAAUUUAUUUCUGAGAAGAUAAUGAUAAUGUGUUAGUAAGAGACCACUGUAUAUUACUCAUUUUCCUCUACGUGCAGGUGAAACCGGCUGUUUUUAAGUAAUUAAAAUAAAUGUGCAUUAUAUGGAGUUGCAAAUAAAGGUGACUGUUGGCUUCCUCAAUUAGCUUGGUGAAAACUUCAAAAAAAUUUCCCUUUACUUACACAGCCUUUUGAGAAUCAAAAAACUGCUCAUUUACCUUUGAAAAGGUAACUUUGAUUUUGCUCCAUAUGCCAGUCGUGGCAUAUGUUUUAAAAUUAUUUCUUUCCAGAAGGCCUCAUUAGUAUGAAAAUGUUAUAUUAUUCUAUUAACCCCUUAUGUUUACUUUGCGUUGUGUGCACAGCACCCAAUCUAUACUUUUAAUAAAGAUCUUGUUUACCUUAUUUAUAUAAGAACCUUACUUUUAUAAACAUCUCUUAAAACUUUUACAGAAUGUCCUCUUGCAUAAGGUGCCAAUUGUGACAUAUAGUUUGUAAUGAUUUUGCCGAAAAGACAAAAUUGUUAGCAUUGCCUUAUAAUAAUUUAUUCAUCGGCCCCUUGCGUUGUAUGCAGUUAACGAACGGAAAUGCAGGCCAUCUUUUCUCUGAAGGAAAAAUCGUUUGCACAUAAUUAAUUUUGGGAACUCGAGUUUUUAAUUACCUUUGCCAUAGUCUGAGGUCUGUUUGUUGAAGAUCUUAAUCAAAUUUUUUCUUCUCUGAGUAAAUAUUGGUCAGAGCUUGUAAAGUGAUAUGCUUGUUUUUAUUUUUCCUCUGAAAUUUUUUUCCAACUGUAACAUAUAUGCGUUGAUCCUGAAUUUUUGCUUUAAGAAUCAUAAAAACUGCUUUUCAGUCUAAUUGCAUCGUAUUUUCUCAACGUGCUAAUUUUGGUAAAAAUAUUGUAAUUAUCAGUCCUAUCUUGGAAGGAAAGUUGAUGAUAUUGCUAAGUGAUUUUCUGUUUGUUAUUCCCUCUCUCGUACGCUGUGUUGAUUACAAAUAAGUAAUUAAUUCAGUCAUAACCCUCCAAAAAAUUAAUUUCUUAUUCUUUAUUAACUUUGAAAGCUGAAGUUUUUAGCUACCUAUUGAUAUAAAGAUGAGAUUCGUUUAAUGAAGAUCUUAAUCACAACGUUUUUAGCUAAAUAUUGGUUGGAGUUAAUUGUAGAAUAUGUUUGUUAAUUUUUCUUUUUUCAGUCCACUACAUCACAUCGUGACCGUAUUUUUUUUCUCACAUAAAAGCGUGCUACGCAAGUGACAACCUGUUAAAAAAAAGUUGGUAAAUUUUCCGAAUACUAAACACUUCGAGUAUGGCUAAUGCAACUUUUGUAAUUCACUGCAUUAUUCUCUUUGAAUCCCUUCUUAUUUUCUCGGGAAACUCUUUCACCAUAUUCGUGUUUUGGAAAAACCCUAGCAAAUUGAAGCGGACCUCAUUUCUUCUCAUAAACCUGGCCGUGGCGGAUCUUCUUGUUGGACUCAGUCAGAUGAUAAUAACUGGAGGGUUUUACAUUCCAGAUUCUUUCCAAACCAACAUUACUUCUGUUGAGGAUACUUUGAAACAUUCACUUCUUGGUGGUUACCAACUAAGUUUGCCUUUUGCAUCAGUUUUCUUCCUCGUACUCAUCUCACUGGAACGUGCCUACGCUCUGAUUUGGCCACUUCGCCAUCGAGUAGCAAGCAUCAGAGGCUAUAUUUACAGCGCUUUCUUUGUGUGGGGUGCUGCAAUAGCUCUCCAGAUAGGGAAUUUGUUAAUGCUGUUCUUUUACUACUCGGAAAUUGACCAGUGGAUGAUUGCAGUAUGGUCCAUCGCGGCUUUAUCGCUGAUCGUAAUUUGUGCCUGCUAUGUGGCGAUACGAGCUAAACUCAGUUCCAGUAGAUUGGUUUCAGUUGCUAGCAAGGACAAUUCACUGGAACAGAACAAGAAACUCUCCAGGACUUUGUUUAUUGUGAUAGGCGCCUCUCUUGUUUGUUGGGGCUCGAGUAGUGUUGCCCAUUUUAUUUUUCAUCAGUGUUUCAGGUGUUUUCCUGAACCCGUUCUUUACAGUUUCUAUAUAUUUCAUUUGGGCAAUUCUUUGGUGAAUCCUGUCAUUUAUAGUUUUAGAUUUCCCAUGUUUCGAGAGAAUUUAAGAAAAAUGCUAUUACUUAAAACUUCGAAACGAUUUAGA
Pocillopora meandrina is the source of this 6950-nucleotide messenger RNA. NCBI's taxonomy places the organism in Eukaryota, Metazoa, Cnidaria, Anthozoa, Scleractinia, Pocilloporidae. The record is from the annotation of a GenBank genome assembly.